This is a messenger RNA of Hypoxylon trugodes, 726 nucleotides long. Its product is annotated as P-loop containing nucleoside triphosphate hydrolase protein. The record is from RefSeq and is a predicted model, not a curated record. The transcript is spliced from 3 exons. Gene Ontology annotation, cellular component: cytoplasm. NCBI's taxonomy places the organism in Eukaryota, Fungi, Ascomycota, Sordariomycetes, Xylariales, Hypoxylaceae. Gene Ontology annotation, biological process: nucleobase-containing compound metabolic process. Bases 1 to 726 code for a protein of 241 amino acids. Gene Ontology annotation, molecular function: ATP binding; AMP kinase activity.
AUGAGUUUCAUAAAACUUUUCCCUUUGUUAAUCCUACGCCGUCUUCCAAAGCUCAACUUCCGAACUAUCUUAGCUUCUCCUCUCUUUAGCCAGCUUGGUGAAAAAGGAACAGGUACCUCGCUUCAGCCUCUCAUUAUUUUCAUCAUCGGGGUACCUGGGGUGGGUAAGGGCACUCACUCGGAAUUUAUCAAAGCUGCGUUUCCCGGCCUGACCCAUCUCUCUUUUGGCGGCCUGAUACGGUACCAGGACAAGAUCCCAGGAUCUUGGGUUAGCAGUUUUCCACGUCGCGAGACAACUGACCGACCACUCCUCCCAGCCCGCGAUGCUGUUAAACUGGUCCGGGACACGAUCGAAACAGGAGUGAAGCAAUAUGGUCAAAUGGUUUGGCUGAUUGAUGGCUUUCCACGCGACGAACAGCACGUUGCGGAGUGGAUGGCUCAGAUGCCACGGCCAGAUUGCGCUCUGUAUCUAUUCUGUUCGCCUGAAGUUUCAUGUGAACGCCUACUUGGACGGGCAGGAACAUCAGGGCGACCCGAAGACAAGGAUCCGAAAUCAAUACAGGAGAGAGUCCAGCGCAACAAUGCUGAGAGCGGCCCAAUGCUUGAUGCCCUUGAACAGUCGGGCGUGCCGAUAAUCAGAGUGGAUACGGAUAGGGAUCUCAAUAUCGUUAAGGAAGAAGUCGUCGAUCACAUCCGGGGGAUGAUGAAGCGUUCGAAACGUGUAUGA